This is a messenger RNA of Trypanosoma theileri, 2283 nucleotides long. RefSeq lists its product as uncharacterized. NCBI's taxonomy places the organism in Eukaryota, Euglenozoa, Kinetoplastea, Trypanosomatida, Trypanosomatidae. The record is from RefSeq and is a predicted model, not a curated record. Bases 1 to 2283 code for a protein of 760 amino acids. The transcript has a single exon.
AUGCCGCCUACCUUUCGGCGUCGCGUAGUGGUAAGUAAGGCAGUGCAGACCGAAGCCUCAUUUCCACCCGACUGCCAGGAUACCACAGCGCAUGUAGAGGAACUCGCAAGUGAACAGUUUCAUGAUCUCUGUAAACUUCGUGAUGUAAUUCGUGAUGCUAUGAAAGAAGUUGCCUGCUCUGUAUAUGAUGUGGUAUCCUUUAAGGAUGUUCUCUUUAAGAUGGAAGAGGAACUCCCGUCAACUCUGCCUGUAACCGAUAUGCUGUUAAUAUCAUCUAAACUUUUUCGUCGUACGGCAGAGUUAGGUCGUCUGCUUGCUUGCUUCUUUGCUGUUACCUUUGCCGAGCAACAUGCGGAUGAGGAUUUUCAUUUCACCGAGUUACGAGUGUUGCGUCGUGAGUUAAUUGAAGUAAGGAAAGAGUGCGCCAAAGCCGUGGAAGAUCGGGAUCGCCUGCAGCGCAUGUUAGACGAUGUUGGCCGUGUCGCAAUGAAUCAUAGUCGUGCGGUGGAUUUACUAGAAACACGAAAUACUGCACUGCAACUGCAGACAAGUGGUCUUGAGGAUCAAAUGGCGUUACUUUUCUCGCAACUUAACAAAGAUCUUCAUCGUCAGUGUAAAGAUGCGUAUGAGCGGGUUACUACUGAGAUUGAGAAUCAAGAUCGUAUGAAUGUCACUAAAGCUACCUUUCGUCAAACAAUGGAUUCUUUAAGCGAUCAGUUGCGUCACUCUCGUACUCUUAUUAAUGAUGUGCGAGAACUUGUUAUAAGUUGUGCACAAGGCGCAACUGCAACUGGAAGAGGUGCUGAUGCACAGAUAUCGAAGGAACCAAGUAUUCGUUUUAAGUUAAAACAGGUGGAAAAUAAUUUUCAGCAACUUAUUAGUCGUUUUUCUUCUGUAAAGGGUAUUGUAGCGGAAACGGCACAAGAACUUAUGAAUGCCUUACAUGAACGAAAAAAUAUUCUUUAUCUUUCAUUGCAGCAUAUCCGUUUAUAUGAUAUUCAAAAUAGUAAAAUGCGACGAGGAAAAGCUGUUGUUGUUGACAUGAAACGAGUUAUGGAUGAAUUAAGAAAACGAUUAGGAGUAACAUUCCCUCCUGGUGCUGUUACUUUUGUGGAUCGUAUUGGACGUAUUUCCACUCAACAAUAUCAAGUAGGACAGACCUUAGCCACACUACGAAAUCAAAAGACGAGUGAAAAUCCAGAUGAUGAUUCGGUUGUUACCGGUGGUCCUCCUUCUUUACCAUCAGCUUCACCAGUAACGCAAAUGCCACCUCUUUUAGGUCCACAACGUACCUCUGCGGAUUAUGAAUCUCCUAUUAAUGAACAAUCUGGAUAUUUCCAUAUGGAUACUACAUCCCGAGACUCUCUUACCGGAAAUAAAAUACCAUUUCAAACUGUAUAUAAUGUUGUAGAUAUGGUUAAAGCGUUAGAACGUUCUAUGGAAGGAUUAGAUGAGACACUGAACUUUGAGAAUGAAAUAAAUGCAUUUCUUAAGACUCUUACUCUAUCACUUUCUACUACACCUCGUGAAGUGGAUGAAACCUUUGGAGAAUUUCUCGAUCCUGAUAAAUCAGUUGAAAAAGCACUACUUCCUACAGGUGAUGCUUCUCUUAAACAGAGUACUACAACAUCAGUGUCCACAGCACGGCGAGGUACACAUGAAAUUGAAGGAGCAAAUAGCUCUAUUCUUUCCGCUAUAUCUCAUACUGACAGAGGGCACUCUACAGAUGAUAAGGUACAUGCUGCUGUGGUUGAACAAGAACAGAGGGUAAAGAAGUUACAAGAUCAAUUAAAUAGUGUUCGACCAGAGUUUGCGGCAAAGAUCAGUUUCUUACGACAGGUAUAUGAAGCUCGUAUUUGUGAUCUAGAAGUGAAAGAGGCUAAUUUUCAACGCCGAAUUGGUGGGGUAGGUGGUGCUGGAGGAGGUGGAGGAGGAGGAGGUUCUUUACAUAAGGAAGGUAAAGAAAAAGAUGGGAAGAAACGAACUGGAGGACGCAGUGAAUUUGACGUUUCUUCGUCUCCCUCACCAGAAACAAUGGAGAUGGAAAAACGUCGCAAGAAGGAUGAUCGGGAUCAACUUAUACAAUACCGCACAGAGUGGCAGCAAACGAAGCCAAUACUUCAGGGAAAUAAAAAGACACGUGAAGCAGCACUGAAUGAAAUUUCCAGGAUGGCGAGAGGAAUGAAUCCGGGUGAAAAAACAGAUAGGAGUGAGAGAGCUCAAAGCUCUCGUUCCAGGAGGUCUUCUAGGAGUCCAGCGUCAUCCACGAGUAGGAGAUUGUAG